Fonticula alba is the source of this 2262-nucleotide messenger RNA. RefSeq lists its product as hypothetical. Gene Ontology annotation, molecular function: ubiquitin ligase activator activity; anaphase-promoting complex binding; protein binding. Bases 1 to 2262 code for a protein of 753 amino acids. The transcript has a single exon. Lineage: Eukaryota; Rotosphaerida; Fonticulaceae. Gene Ontology annotation, cellular component: anaphase-promoting complex. Gene Ontology annotation, biological process: anaphase-promoting complex-dependent catabolic process; positive regulation of anaphase-promoting complex-dependent catabolic process; positive regulation of ubiquitin protein ligase activity. The record is from RefSeq and is a predicted model, not a curated record.
AUGGACCUGGAUGACGAAAACUACCCCCGGCCUCGGCGGCCACGGCCAUCGGGCGGUCUCCUCGGGCCGGUUGACCGGCCGGAUGGGGACCUGGCGCACCAUGACCGGUACCUGCCAGGCCGGACCAUCGACAAUGACCCGGACAGCGUGUACUACCGAGUCCUCCACCAUCCGGGCCCGGUGACGACCCCGGCCACGGCCGGGGCAGCGGCAGCGGGCGGCCCCUCGCGCGCGGCCCUGGGCUCGGGGGCCGGGCCAAUCGGCAUUGGCGGCUCCUCGGCCGGGCCUUUGAGUGCCGUGAGCGCGUCGCUUCCUCCGCUGGCCGGGAUGACGGCCCUUUCGCCCGGGCGGUCGCACUACCAGAAGCGCAUCCUCUCGCUCGUGGGCCUGGAGCGGCGACGCAGCAUCCUCAACUACCGGCUGGAGGGGGAGUUCUCACUGCCGGUGGCUGCCCUGUCGGGGUCCAGCUCGACGGAGCUGGAACUCUCGGGGCCCGUGCGCCUCCCGUCGGUCGGGGAGAAGCGCGCCCGCGAGGUGGCCGCCUUCCACGCUGUAGCGGCCGCUGUGGCCAUCCCCGGUGGUCGGCCCGGUAACAGCGGCGGCGGCGGCGGCGGCGGCGGUGGCAGCAUCGGCACCGGCGCCGGGACCGGGGCCUAUGCCACCGCGGCCGAUGCGGUGCUCCGGUCGGCGCAGCGCCGCCCCGGGGCCGGGCUCAGCCGCCGGGGUCCGAGUGGCCGGGCCCUGUCGGGCGCCGAGUCGGCCGGCAUCGCGCGCUCCGUGCCGGCGCACCCGGAAAAGGUCCUCGAUUUGCCGGACCUGGUGGAUGACUUUUACCUGAACCUGCUGGACUGGUCCAUGACCGAUGACAUUGCCAUUGCCCUGGCCCGGUCGGUGUUUGUUUGGAACGCCGGCACCGGGUCGGCCGUGGAGCUGCUGAAUCUGGCCGACUGCUCGGCCGGCGAGAGUGCCCUCGGGAACUAUGUGUCAGCCUUGCGGUGGGCCCCGUGGUCCGGCCCCGGUGGCGGGCCCACCACCCUGGCCAUGGCCACGGCUCGUGGCGGCCUGCAGCUGUGGGACGCGGCGGCCGGCUGCAUGACCGCAGACCUGAGCCCGUCGCUUGGGCUGGGCUCCUGCCCGUCGGACGCGGACCUCGGUGCCCACCGGAUCGGCGUGCUCAGCUGGAAUGGGGCCGUUUUGUCGGCGGGCACCCGGCAGGGACGCCUGCUGCACAUUGACACCCGCGCCGCGCGGGGCCUCAUCAGCAGCACGGUCGGCUCGCAUGGCGGCAUGGAGGUGUGCGGGCUCCAGUGGUCGCCGGACGGCGCGCGGCUGGCAUCUGGCGGCAAUGACAACUCCCUCCUCAUCUGGGAGGCAGCCAGUGCCCUGUCCACCUCGCCGGCCCUGCUGUAUGACCAUGCGGCCAAGCGCUCGCGCCGGGGUCCCCCUCGGUCGGCCACCGGCCAAGUGGCAUGGAUCAUCCCCGACAGCCGGCUGGUGGCUGCCACGGCUGGCGGGCGUUCCCUCUCCAUCGGUGGGCGUAUGCUCCUGCCGGGGGCCACGCCUGGUGCGGCCGGUGGCCCGGCCUCCGCCGCCCCUGCGCCGCUCCCCGCGCCCAAUGUCGAAUAUGGCCAGCCCAUCAUGCGGGUCCCUUAUCGAGCGGCCGUCCGGGCCUUGGCCUGGUGCCCCUGGAAGCCGAGCCUCCUGGCGGCUGGCGGCGGCCAAGCCGACCGGACCAUCCGGCUGGUGGAUGCCUCCACCGGGGCCGUGGUGUCCAGCACCGAGACCGGCAGCCAGGUGUGUGCGCUUGGCUGGUCCGAGGACUACCAGGAGCUCAUCUCCACGCACGGCUAUCCCUCCAACCAGAUCACCCUGUGGCAUUAUCCGGACAUGCGCCCGGUGGCCGAGCUCCGUCGGCAUACACAACGCGUCCUGCACAUGGCCCUCUCGCCAGAUGGGCAGAUGGUGGCCACCGCUUCGCCCGAUGAGACCCUCUGUCUGUGGCGGUGCUUUGAGCUGGCCCGGCCGCUGCCGGUCCCCGGGGCCCGGCACGCGGACAGCGGCCUCGACCGGGUGUCGGCCAUCGGCGCGGCCCGGCUCCAGACCAAGGUCAGUGGGGUGCUUGGCUUUGGCCCGCCCGACACCGGCGUCGGUGGCCCGGGGUUCGGGGGCUUCAGCAGCUUUGUCGCGGAUCCCACCGGCGAUGGGACGGCGCCGGCUCUGCGAACUGCGCGGGAUCUUCACUCAUCGGUGGUCUUCCGGUGA